Molecule: messenger RNA, 294 nt
Organism: Penicillium daleae
Lineage: Eukaryota; Fungi; Ascomycota; Eurotiomycetes; Eurotiales; Aspergillaceae
Product: SNARE domain- containing protein
Exons: 3
Coding region: 1-294 (97 amino acids)
Biological process (GO): intra-Golgi vesicle-mediated transport
Source: RefSeq, a predicted model, not a curated record
AUGAGUGACGCCUAUGAACGCGAGCAGCAGAACAAUGCGCUUCUUAGCGGUCUUUCAUCAAAAGUCUCCGCUCUCCGAUCUGUGACAAUCGAUAUCCAUGACAAUGCGCGGGAUCAAGGUACUAUCGACCACACGAGCGAAGUCUUCUCUUCCUUCUCGACGAACCUCAAAGGUAGCGCCUCCCGCUUGACUCGAAUGGCAAAGCAAGGCGAUACAGUCGCAGUGCUGAAGGUCGCUGGUAUCUGUAUUGCCGCUGGACUGCUCAUUUACAUCAUUCUUGGCUGGAUCUUUUGA